Messenger RNA from Saccoglossus kowalevskii, 1922 nucleotides. Its product is annotated as polycomb protein SCMH1-like. Gene Ontology annotation, cellular component: nucleus. Gene Ontology annotation, molecular function: chromatin binding; histone binding. The record is from RefSeq and is a predicted model, not a curated record. Gene Ontology annotation, biological process: negative regulation of DNA-templated transcription. NCBI's taxonomy places the organism in Eukaryota, Metazoa, Hemichordata, Enteropneusta, Harrimaniidae.
UUUUGGGAAGACCAAUAUGGCUGGUUCACUGAGAUAAACUUUCAGUGGUGCAAUUGAAGUGAUACCUAUAAAAAGUCGUUUAUGAUCAUUCAGAAGAACGUAAGCACACUCUGGAAAGCACACAAAAGGGUAAUUCCUGCAAGUAACUUUCCUGUAAAGCAUAAAUCGCAUGAAUGCUUAUUCCUAUGAAAUGAAACAUAUUUAAUAUCAAGAACAGAAAGAUCCACACAGUUUAUUGUUGGACCAAAGAAGUGACAAAAUGGAAAAACCAAGAGGCAGACCGUGUUCAGAACCAAAUCCUUACCAAAAUAACUUUUCAUGGGAAGAUUACUUGAAAGAAACCGGCGGUGUUCCAGCCCCACAUACUGCCUUCAAACAGCCUUCUUCACCUCCUGCAAAUGAGUUCAAAGUUGGAAUGAAACUCGAGGCGCAGGAUCCCCGAAAUAUCACAUCAACUUGCGUAGCUACUAUCGUCGGGUUACAGGGUCCACGUGUACGUUUGCGACUAGAUGGCGGUGACAAUAAAAAUGACUUUUGGCGAUUAGUUGAUUCCAGCGAUAUCAAACCAAUAGGAUGGUGUGAAAAACAUGGCGGCUUACUGCAGCCACCGCUAGGUUUUCGUAUGAAUGCAUCGUCAUGGCCAAUGUUUUUAUUACGUACACUAAAUGGUGCUGAGAUGGCUCCUCUCAAAGCUUUUAAAAAGGAGCCCCCAACCCCCAAAUCCAAUUUAUUUGAAGUAAAUAUGAAACUGGAAGCGGUUGACAGGAAGAAUCCGCACCUGAUAUGCCCAGCAACUGUUGCAGCCGUCAGGGACAACCAGAUAUUCGUCAGUUUUGAUGGUUGGCGUGGGGCGUUUGAUUACUGGUGUGAUUACGAUUCACGCGAUAUAUUUGCGUGCGGUACUUGUUCAAUGGCUGCUAUACAUCUCCAAGCACCUGGGCAGAAAGGUGCGAAGACAACGUCAACACAUUCCCUCAUCACGGUUGGCGGCGAUGUGCAGUCCCUCUCCAUACCCACGCCGGACAAUCUCUCUGUGUUUUGGAACAUGUUAGAUAAAUUCUUGGAAGAUUCACUGUGCUGUGGGAAUUUUCUCUGUAGUCGUCCGUUACAGGGACAGUGUACAAAAUGUGCCAAACAAGUUGAAGAAAGUCCAGUUGAGGCAGCUGGUACUAGUAAAAUGUCAUCAACACUGGUUAAACGGCGUUGGUCAACAGAAUCUGGUGACAAGGAAAGACCAGUAUUGAAAAUAAGGAGAAUAACAACAGAAGCUGCCAGUUCAACCACUGUUCCUGAAAGCAAGCCGACAGGUAAUCCAUCGAAUUGGAAUAUUGAAGAAGUCAUAAAGUACAUUUCCGAUACGGAUCUAGCGUUGUCAUCAUAUACUGAACUCUUCAGAAAACAUGAGAUCGAUGGUAAAGCUUUGCUGCUCCUUAACAGCGAUAUGAUGAUGAAGUACAUGGGACUGAAGCUGGGGCCGGCGUUGAAACUUUGUCAUGUCAUUGACAAACUUAAAAACAAAAAAUAAAAACUUACAAUUUAACACAUGCAGGUGAUAGUUUGCCAGCUUGCAGAGACACUUAGUGUCUUUGGGGCAACAUUUUUCAUGGCUUACUUGCGGUACAGUAUGACAUCAGUGUUGUUACCUUAUACCAUGAUGUACCAUACUGGCCCAUAAUGCACUGCACUGCAAGGCAAGGCAGAAAGCCCAUCACAACCUGAGGUGAAUAUUCCAACAGCAUUUGAAACGUGUGGUUUAAUAACAACCACAAAAAUUCAAACUAUAGUGUACAGUACACUUACUACUACAGUGGCAUUAGUCUUAACUACAAGUGUAUUUUAGUUAUUCCCUCUUUUAACUAGGAACAUUUUCCCACCAAAUCCUACUAACGUUAAUUUCCAAUAGAUUGUUAUUGGAUAGUACU